AUGUCAAUCCAACAAAAUACUCGUAUUCCUUGUCAUUGUUUAUUAUAUGCAUGUAAUAGUAAUCUAGUUUCUCAAUAUACAAAAGCUCAACAUGAAUUAGAAGAUAUGAUACAACAGGAAGAAGAAGAAGAAAGUGAAUCAUUUACAGAACAAUUAGGCAGGUUAAAUUUAAACUUAACAGAUGAAGACUUGACAGAUAAAAGUAGCAAUAAAGAGUUUGAGGAAUUAAAUAAUAAAUUAAAUGAUAAAUUAGUUAAGCAAUUUAAUAAUGAAUUAGGUGAAAAUCAGUUGAAGAAGUCAUGA
This is a messenger RNA of Racocetra persica, 303 nucleotides long. The record is from the annotation of a GenBank genome assembly. Lineage: Eukaryota; Fungi; Glomeromycota; Glomeromycetes; Diversisporales; Gigasporaceae.